GGGUCAGGUCCCGAGCACCGGACUUCGCUGGGGCCCGGUGUCCGCUCCGCGCGCACCCAGCGGAGGGCGCGAUGGCGGGGUCUGCGCUGAGGAUGGUCUGGCGGCAGCUGAGCCAGCGCACCGGGUCUGGAGCGCCCAUCCUCCUGCGGCAGAUGUUUGAGCCCAAAAGCUGCACCUACACUUACCUGCUGGGUGACAGGGAGUCCCGAGAGGCCGUUCUGAUCGACCCGGUCCUGGAGACAGCGCCCCGCGAUGCCCAGCUGGUCAAGGAGCUGGGGCUGCGGCUGCUGUAUGCUGUGAACACCCACUGCCACGCAGACCACAUAACUGGCUCAGGGCUGCUCCGGUCCCUACUGCCCGGCUGCCAGUCUGUCAUCUCCCGCCUUAGUGGGGCCCAGGCUGACUUGCACAUUGAGGAUGGAGACUCCAUCCGCUUCGGGCGCUUCGCCUUAGAAACCCGGGCCAGCCCUGGCCACACCCCGGGCUGUGUCACCUUUGUCCUGAAUGACCACAGCAUGGCCUUCACUGGAGAUGCCCUGCUGAUCCGAGGGUGCGGGCGGACAGACUUCCAGCAAGGCUGUGCUAAGACCUUGUACCACUCGGUCCACGAAAAGAUCUUCACACUUCCAGGCGACUGUUUGAUCUACCCUGCUCAUGAUUACAAUGGGCUCACGGUCAAAGUGGGAGGGGGGCACAUUCCCUCUGUUUUUGGGCGGGUCUCUGACUCAGCUCAGGGCAGGAGCGGCAGUGCCCUGAGCCCAGAGCGGAGCGCGCCGGAGCCGGAGCUGGUGAGCGGGCCGAGGCUGCGGGGAGGAGGGCUGGAGUUCGGGAAUCUCAAGGGCUCAGGCUCCUGGCUUGUUCAGGGGGAGACUGGGAGCCCCCGCUCCUGGAUCCCUGGGGGAGGUGGCGUGGGCGCCGCUCCCCUGCGCGGUGGGGUCAGGACCAAGACUGCGGGCUCCGGGAAGGGGAGGGGGCGGGAGUCGGACUCCCGAGUCCCGGAAGGAGAAGAUGGGGUCGCUCUGAGGUAG
Molecule: messenger RNA, 1028 nt
Organism: Propithecus coquereli (Coquerel's sifaka)
Lineage: Eukaryota; Metazoa; Chordata; Mammalia; Primates; Indriidae
Gene: ETHE1
Product: ethylmalonic encephalopathy 1
Exons: 8
Coding region: 72-1028 (318 amino acids)
Biological process (GO): glutathione metabolic process; hydrogen sulfide metabolic process
Molecular function (GO): sulfur dioxygenase activity
Source: RefSeq, a predicted model, not a curated record